CUUCAUCCCCACCUUGAUGACUCGUCAGCCAAAAUGCAGAUGAAGGGCAUGGAAGGGGGCACGUAUUAUGGCGUCCUAAGUGCCUGCGAUGUCGACUUUGCCAAUAUCACCCAGGUCAAGACGUUUCUGCAUGAGCUCAAGCACCUGGAAUACCUGCCAAUCCUGGGGGCCCGUUAUGCAGAAUAUUUCUGGUAUGGGGUCAUUGUCGUAGUGGUCCUGGUGGCGUUUAUUAACAGGAUGUCAUCGAUUGUUCGAAGACUGAGGUUCCGUCCAAGUAUAACCCAAAACCCAUCCCUCGCCAACCUCUAUUCAUUCUCAAGUACAAUCCUCGCCACCAGCACCGCGUUGGCUCGAGAACCAUCUUACCUCCAAUGGACACCACGUACUCUGUCCCCUUGGUUCACGAUCCCGCCAUUUGGACCCAUAUACAUCAUCCUCUGCUACUUUGCAUUCAUCAUUGCAUUGGAGUUCAUCAACAACGACGUCCCGGGUGCUGGCCAUUGGCAGUUCCUUGGAGCUCGUGCCGGGUGGCUUGCAGCUGCCCAAGUCCCCUUACUUGUGGCCCUGGCAGGCAAACGAAACCUGAUUGGCAUGCUCUGCGGUAUUCCGUAUGUCCGCUUGAAUGUCUACCAUCGCUGGGUAUCGAGAGGUCUUCUGCUGCUCUCGACCUUUCAUUUCGCCUUCCAAAACCACGGAUGGGAUCUCUACCAUAUAAGUAAACUCGAGUGGGACACAGACGACUGUCCCACCAAGGGCAUUGCCGCCUACGCCUUCAUCCUGUGGAUGAAUCUCACCACCCUCGCCCCUUUUCGGCACAUGAGCUACGAAUUCUUCGCCGUACAACACAUCAUCACCUUUUUCGGUUUCAUGAUCGCAUUAUCCUACCAUCUGGACACCGGCACCGCUCCCACCUCCCAACGAUACAUCUACGCUAGCGCUGGCAUCUACAUCGCCUCCUUAAUCCUGCGUUCCAUCUACUACACCUAUGCCAAUUCCCGUCCUCCACACGCCACCCUCGAAGCCUUAGACGGCGGCGCGACCAAAAUCCGGAUCACAUCUCGACAAAUCCAAACCUGGCAGCCCGGCUCACACAUCCUUGUCUCGCUUCCCCGAUUAGGCCUCCAACUUUCCCACCCCGCAACCAUCCUAUCCACCCCAUCAUCCCACAACGGCGAAUUAGUCCUCAUCCUCAAAGCCCACCAAGGCUUCACCAAAAAGCUAAUCACCACCGCCAACAAACCCUCCGACCCCGAAUCCACCCAACCCCACCACCGCUCAUACCUUGCCCUCAUCGACGGACCCUACACCACCUCCGCCCCCGAUUUCACCACCUUCGACACCCUUCUACUCAUCGCCGGUGGAACAGGUGUAACCUUUACCCUCUCGCAACUCCUCCACAUCGCACACCGUUCCACAACCGGCCCUUUACCUCUCCGCCAAGUCCUCUUCAUCUGGGUGAUUAAGAAAAAACGCCAAGCAUCAUGGGUCCUCGCCGAGCUGCACGCCGUCCUGCAGAAACUCCAGAACACCAACGUCCAAAUCCGGAUCAAGAUCUUCAUUACCCAUGACCCUGACAGCACCACUGAGGACGAAAAAUUCACCCCCAAUCCCAAUCCCAACCCCUCCGUACCCUUCACCAGCUACAAUAACACCUCCGACGACGACGAAAUCAAACACCUCCCCUUCCCCUCCACAGAGAACCCCCCCUCAGCUCCGCAAAUAUCCUUCCAACCCAACCGCCCUUCCCUGGCUGGUUACAUCGAAGACGCGGUGUUGCAAGCCGGGGGCGAAAUCGCGGUUGCGGUAUGUGGCCCCAUCGGUCUAACCGUUUCUGUGCGACAGACGGUGGUCCGGGUGUCGGAUGGGUUAGGCGUUUGUAAAGGGUCGGGCUUACCGGGGGUGUUUUUGCAUGUGGAGAAUUCGUGUUGAAUUUAGAUAUUAUUUAUUCAGUAUAUAUAGUUUCAUGGAAUGUAUAUAUGAGAG
Molecule: messenger RNA, 1983 nt
Organism: Aspergillus sclerotioniger CBS 115572
Lineage: Eukaryota; Fungi; Ascomycota; Eurotiomycetes; Eurotiales; Aspergillaceae
Product: ferric reductase family protein
Exons: 2
Coding region: 34-1929 (631 amino acids)
Biological process (GO): iron ion transport; copper ion import; intracellular iron ion homeostasis
Cellular component (GO): plasma membrane
Molecular function (GO): ferric-chelate reductase activity
Source: RefSeq, a predicted model, not a curated record